AUGAGCGCAGACGACAGUGGAAGGGCAAAUAUGGCUGCCACAAACGGCGAACGCUCUACGGCAACCCCUGAUCCGUCCACCUUGGCGACACCAGGCAAGCGGAAGCGAGUUUCUAGUCACGAUGACAAGGCCGUCCAGGAGGCAAGCGCUUCGUCGCUGUUGGAUGAAAGGACAAAACUGCAUGAAACAUUGCGUAACCUAGUUGAUAUCUUGAGCAAAAACGAUACCGAACUCCAACUACUGUCCUGCCCUCUACCAUCAUCGCCCGUAAAGCCCCGAUCAAAACGCGCAAAAAUUUCUGGAGAUAAGGAUGAAGCGGCUAGUAUUCAAGGUCGGGUCGUGUCAGACCGUUACAACACGCUUUCCGAGUUCUUAAGCGAUAUCGAAAAGGCAUCCGCGGUAGUGAUUGAGAGGAACAAGGCCCAAGCCAGCGGUACUCCAACUGAUGGCACACCGCUUACAGAGACAGUCAACCGUAUAGCUGCUUUCAAAAAGUUACUCAACAGUCUUGUGCGUCAAGCCCAUGUGAGCCCGGCCAGCAUCAAAGCGGAAACCCCAGGCAAUGACACGGAGGUGUCGGAGAAGCAGUCCACUUCGACAGAAGAAGCCCGAAACAAUGGCUUAGUAUUGACGUUGUUUGGGAAUCCGGCCAAUCCCAAACAGCUCUACUCAAGUUUACAGAAGUCCGUUAAGGUUCCGUUGUCCUCGGACGAGGCGGAAACGAAGAAAUAUGUCGAAGUACAGACACCGCUACCUGAAGAUGGCUUGCCGAACGGGAUCACCACCACGAAGGUCGCUCCCUAUGAUGGCGAGAAGCCAAAAGUGACCAAGCGAACGUUCGCUGAAGUUUUCGCCCCAAAAUCAACGUUGCCCGUGUUGGAGCCGCCACGAAGGGCUCGGUCCUCGUCCCGUACAUCUCAAGUUCCCUGGAUCGACCCUUUUGACUCAGUCACCAACUAUAGAAACUUCCUUGGGGACCGGAAUAAUUACUCCUUUGCACAACUUCCUUCAGGGAAUUGGCUUCAAUACGGUGGUGUGACGUCUUCUCCGUCUUUCUGGGGUCGCCGCCAGAAGCAGCAACCUUCGCAGCAGCACGGUGAAGAGAAGUAUCAUGAGGACCCAAUCCUUUGGCCAGACGAGGAUGCGUCCAUGUUGCAGGGCGUAUAUUCGUCUUUUGCCCCUAGUUUUGAUAGCUCUGGCGCGGUGGUACAAACAGACUCAAAGAACCUAGUAUGGUGGAACAAGCGGGGAGCAAAACGCUUGAAUGUAUUGCUGUCAAUACCAGACGAAGAAGAGUCUAGCGAAACAACAGUUGAACCAGGAAGUAUCGGUGAUCUCGAUGAAAGCACACUAGAAGAGAUGGUGAAGUCAUUUAAUCCCGAUGACUUUGCAGAUGCUUCUAUCCCGCCCGACGCCACGAAAAAUGAUGAAGAAGAGGAAGAAAGGGUCGAAAAAUCGCCAGAGGAGAAAGAUACAGACGAUCUACUAGCCGAAGUCUCUGACUUACUGGAGACUCUGAGUUCCUACCAGAGAAUUCGCAACCUUGAGCUUCCAACGCCCAACCAAAGUGCCGAAGCUAAAGACACGCCAUCCACUCAAACGAACCCGGAUAAGCCAUCUGAUGCGGAGUUCGACGUUUAUGAAACGCUGCGCUCUAGUUUAUCCGUGCUUGUGUCUCAGUUGCCGCCAUUCGCCGUUGCGAAGCUGAACGGAGACCAACUAGCAGAUCUAAACAUCAGUCAAAAAAUAUUAGUUGACAACGCAGACUACCCAGGCAGCAUGGAGAAGGACGAUCACACAAUCCAACAGGAAAGGGCAGCUGUGGCUGCUGCAGCUCCCGCUCCAAACAGGACGUCGACUCCCUCGCGUUCUAGCGGUUACCAGCCACCGUACAACCAGCGUGCUUUCAACGUCAAUGCUCGGAUUCAGCCCCCAGGAAGUUUCCAACCUCCACAACCGUACUACCCGCCACGGCAACCUUCGACUCCCGGCAGUUACACACAGGGCAACCCACAACCUUUCCCAGGAGCUCGCCCUCCAGCCACGCCUGGUCAACGACCCGCUUACUUCCAAGGAUACGGGCAACCCACACAGCAGUUCAACCAGGGGAAUCCAGUCCCGCAAUAUCAACGACCAGGACAAAACGGAUUUAAUCCAUAUGCCGGUCAGCCAGGGCCCAAUCCUGCUCAAGGUUCUCCACAGCAAUACAACCCGCGGCCAGGGCAACCAGCACCGUACAAUGUGACACCUUUUGGGCCUGGACGCAGUGCUUCCCCUCAAAAGCCGCCGACAUACGCAACCCCACGGGGCCCGUUUAUGCCCCCCGGUUCCACCCCCCAACAACGGUUCAUACAGCACCCGCAACCGCACCAACAAUCAACGCCAUACGGCAACUACACUCCCAACCAAAAUGCAAACGCUUACUCAAAUUCAGCUGCAGCAAUGACCUAUGCACGCAGUGCGGCCGAGCAAGCCGCGCUCAUGGACCGAAACAAGGUGCAGCUGGCAGCACAGGGUUCCCCUGGAGGAACACCACAGUCUCAGCCUGCGGUGGACCACCGCAGUUCCCAAGACCGGAGCGUCACUCCUGGAAACAAGCAGAAUGGCACGCCGGUACCUGCAUGA
Aspergillus versicolor CBS 583.65 is the source of this 2625-nucleotide messenger RNA. RefSeq lists its product as uncharacterized. Bases 1 to 2625 code for a protein of 874 amino acids. NCBI's taxonomy places the organism in Eukaryota, Fungi, Ascomycota, Eurotiomycetes, Eurotiales, Aspergillaceae. The transcript is spliced from 2 exons. The record is from RefSeq and is a predicted model, not a curated record.